Messenger RNA from Nematolebias whitei (Rio pearlfish), 4424 nucleotides. RefSeq names its product YEATS domain containing 2 (gene yeats2). Gene Ontology annotation, cellular component: NuA4 histone acetyltransferase complex. Gene Ontology annotation, biological process: chromatin remodeling; regulation of transcription by RNA polymerase II. The transcript has 30 exons. The record is from RefSeq and is a predicted model, not a curated record. Lineage: Eukaryota; Metazoa; Chordata; Actinopteri; Cyprinodontiformes; Rivulidae. The coding region runs from base 117 to 4358 and encodes 1413 amino acids. Gene Ontology annotation, molecular function: histone binding.
UGGUGGCGGUUUCUGUGAAACACAUAGCCAGUGUCCACUCAGUUAGCCUACAUGUCCAGAGCCAAAUUUAGCAAUUUACACAACACGAGUAUUGGACGAGUACAUCAAGGGCGAUCAUGUCAGGAAUUAAAAGAAAACUAGAAGGAAAUGAUCCAGACUAUGAAGAUAUUUCGCUGCUUCAAAAUAAUAAGAGAAACAAAACUGCUGAAUAUAAUGCUCGAGAAGCAACAGUCCAGAAGAUUGAAAGCAUCAUCAGAGAGCAGUUUUCUUUAGAAAUGAAGAAUAAAGAACAUGAAAUAGAUGUGAUAAGUCAGCGUCUAAAUGAAGCCAGAAGGAUGAUGGACAAGCUACGGGCUUGCAUAGUGGCCAAUUACUACGCUAGUGCUGGAAUCACAAAGCUCCCAGAGCACACGCAAAAAAGUGACCCUUCCGUGUUGAACCAUCCAGCCAUUCGCCGGUUUCUGGACCCUCCGUCCCGUUCCUCUUCCCCUCUGAACCAGGACUCAGAGACUCCCUCAUUGGGCCUUUCAGAGUCUGAGUCUCUCUCGCAACAAGGAGAAGGAGCUGAGAAGAACGAGGAGGGAGCAUGGAGGGAGGACAGCUGCAGGCAGGAGCGCAGGCCUGGACGCAACACCGGCAAAGACACAUUUGGUGUGCCUUCGUCCAUGGGAGCAGAGCAGAGGGUGACCUACCACUCUACCGGAGAGGAAGCCUCUAGACUCUAUGUAAAGAAGACCAUUGUUGUGGGAAACGUUUCAAAGUACAUCCCUCCAGACAAGCGUGAAGACAAUGAUCAGUCAACACACAAGUGGAUGGUUUAUGUCCGAGGCUCCAGGAAAGAACCGAGCAUCGACCACUUUGUGAAAAAAGUCUGGUUCUUCUUGCAUCCCAGCUACAAGCCCAACGAUCUAGUGGAAGUCAGCGAGCCUCCCUUUCAUUUAACGCGCCGGGGCUGGGGGGAGUUUCCUGUGAGGAUCCAGAUCCACUUCAAAGACUCUCGCAACAAACGCAUCGACAUCAUCCACCAGUUGAAGCUGGACAGAACAUACACAGGACUACAGACACUUGGGGCAGAAACUGUGGUUGAUGUGGAACUUCAUAGAGAUUCUCUUGGGGAAGACUACAUUCCUCAGCCUUCUUUCUCCAAGGUGGCUCAAAGGACAGCCAGCCCCAUGUCAUCCUCUCCCCUGGCCCAAACUUAUGGACGCUCAAGUUCCCCCAUCUCUCAUGACUGCAGCGCUGACAAAGGUUCUAUCAAAGCUGAGACCGCGAGAUCUGCAGGUGGUCGCACUUCAGGCCUCACUGCUGGUGAACGGACGCCAACGCGACCCAAACCUGGAGACAGAGUCACUCUGGGUUCCCAUGGCAACUCUGCUUUUCAGCCGAUCACAUCAAGCUGUAAGAUAGUUCCUCAAGGACAGCCACCCAGUCCUGCCGAGUCACCUGGGAAAUCAUUCCAACCAAUCACUAUGAGCUGUAAAAUAGUCUCAGGGUCUCCCAUCUCUACUCCCAGCCACUCACCGCUGCCCCGGACACCCACCGCCUCCACCCCUGCCCACAGCAAGCAGAGCUCCUCCUCUGUGCUAAACAACCCAUAUAUUAUCGUGGAUAAACCAGGCCAGGUGAUCAGCAUGGCUUCAUCUGCUUCCUCCACGGGAUGCCCCUCUGCCAAACAGACUCAAGGUGCUCGCUCUCCUGCGCCUAAAGUUCACACCGGCACCCUCCUCUCCUCAGGGGUUAAGGUUAUUAUCAAGCAGGAGCCAGGGGAAGUUUCAACACAGCAACAGCAGAUGGUUUCCACAGAAACCAGCCAGCAGCAACCUGCUGCUGCUGCAGCCCACCAGUUUGUCGCAGUGAAGGGAGGUCACAUGAUAUCUAUGUCGAGCCAGAAACAGACUGGAGGGGCCACAGGGUCCACAGCUAGUAAGAUGUUGGGUAUUCCUGUCAGCUCAACGCUUCAGUCUUCAGUGAAGCAGGUUGCCAUUAGUAGUGGACAGAUUCUGGUUGCCAAGGGCAACCCCUCUGUUUCUAAGGUGAUGGGUGGGAAGCAGGUUUUGGCUCAGGGAGUUGCUAAAGCCAUCGUCAGUGGAGCCAGUGGUGUCUCUGGUCAGCAGGCUGGUGGCAGGGCAGCCGGUGGCUCGGGUGGCAAGAGUGGAGUGAUGGCCACUCUUCAGCUCCCAGCAAACAACCUGGCCAACUUGGCUAAUUUACCUCCAGGUACCAAGCUGUACCUGACCACCAACAGCAAGAACCCAUCGGGGAAGGGAAAGCUGCUGCUUAUUCCACAGGGAGCCAUCCUCAGAGCCUCCAGUGCAAGUCAACAGUCCCAGAGCAGCUCUUCAGCAGGAGCAGGACAGAACUCAUCCUCUUCAGGCAGUUUGCCUUCCAACCUCUCCUACACAUCCUACAUCCUGAAGCAGACCCCACAGGGUACAUUUCUGGUUGGCCAGCCAGCUCAAGGAUCAGCGAAGCAGGGGGGUUCAGGGUCAGCAGGUCAUUCAGUAUCAUCGUCUGCAGCUGCUACCCAGCAGGCCAUCCGGGUGACCGCCGGACAGAAGGCAGCCAUAUUGGCUCAGGUGGUUGGCAGCUCACAGGGAGCACAGCUCAAGUUGUCUGACGGCUCUGUGAAGACAGUAACGGCAGCAGGAGUGGGCCACAUGUCCAAGCCUGGCACCACCACGUUGAGGAUGACGGGUGGAGUAAUCACAGCAGCCUGCUCCAGUUCUGCUGCUGCGGCCAGUCAACAGGCUGCUGAUGGUGGGAAGUCUGCCUCCCAGCACCACUCACUCCUGGUGUCAGCCAGCCAAGCAGCAGUAAUCAGCGCAGCCAGCAGCGGCAGCAUGUCCAAGACAGCUGUGGCCUCUUUGGUCAAAGGAGCAGGAAGCUCUGCCACGCUGAGCAAAAGUGCAGGAAGUUCAGCCGGUGCCGUACUGACAGUUGCAAAAGGGAUCACAAAUGUGCCCGCCAUGAGCUUGUCCAAAGGAGCUGGGACGGGGGCUGUGGGCGGGGUGUCCAAAAGCAGCAGCACACCAUUAGUUUCUGCAGCAUCAUUAGUCAGCGGGGUGGCAGCUGGAGGAGGAAAAACAAGUGCCACGCUAUCAGGUAUGUUGAAGAUCCACUCCGCAGGUUCCAGCUCCCAGCAGACAGUCCUAACCAUCCCUGCCAACCAGCUCAAGCAGCUCGGGGUUGGAACUGGCUCUGCUGGACUGCAAACCUUAUUCAUGCCUGUUGGCAAAGUUGUGUCUAAAGGUCCAGUCUCCAACACUCCUUCAUCCACAACCUCUGGAGCAGCUGGAGCUGGAGCCUCCCCAAGUCCUGCCAGCCAGGCUCCCCCCUCCCUUGUCCUGCCUCUGGCACAAGUGAAGACAGAGCCAGGUGCUGCUGCAGCCGGUCCAUCGCCGCCGGUGACGGCUGCUGCUCCAGCCUCGGCUCACGCUGCUUCUGCAGCCACCGCCGUCAAGCAGGAGCAAGGCGCAGAUAACUCUGCACACGACCUCAUCAACACCGAGCACAUAGAAACCAUGAUGCAGCUGCUGACUGCUGUUCUGAAGAAGUUCCCCCUGAUUGUACCAGAUAAGACUGAAGACUCUCAUCCAUUUUGUGCCUCUUCAGUAAAACAGUAUUAUUCUUGGACUAUUGGCAAACGCAGAGCAUCAGAGCUUCAGCGAGCCGUGGCAGUGAAACGGGUUGUUCAGGACGUGUUGGACCACUCACCUCGCCUGCAGGCCCUCACACCCCCAAAGACCAGAGAGGUGGUGCAGUGGUGCCGGCAGAGGGGCUACACGCCACCUGACCCCGAGCCCCAAAACAAGAACGAUGACGAGUCCAUGGAGGACAUUCUCACACAAAUAGACAGCGAGCCUGAGUGCCCGUCAACCCUCUGCAGCUACGAGCAGCUGGUGCUGCGGCUGGAGCAGAUGCAGGCUCUCCUCAAGACCGAACCAGAGGAGGAAGAUGAUGAAAUAGUCGACAUUGUCGCUGUGACCCCUGCCUGCCAGAAACUAAAGGUCAAAGAGGAAGAGCAGGAAGCUGAUGUGGAGCCUAAAUUCUUCCUGGGCCCGUCCAUUUCCUCUCAGUUUGUCGGUGAAGCAGCACAGCAGAUUGGCGUGACCUUUCAGCCGGUGGAGGUGGAGAAGAAUGUUUUUGCUCCGGUUGUCGAAGCCAUGAUUCUGAAGGCUACAGAGCAGUUUGCUAGUGAUAUCCUGAGAGAAGCUCUAGCUGGAGCCUACACUAAAUCCCCUCCAAACAGAGCUCCAAGAGAGGUCACGGCUAUGAACAUGCACCAGGCGGUCAGCAGUAUCCCCACCUGUGACUUCCUCACCAAUGCACACAUGGGUUACCAGUCGAAGGACGACUGAGGCGAAAGGAGACAUGGCAUGGAUUGGUAACGGACACACCUGGACAGACAGAAUCUGUCUGGCCCA